Pteropus alecto (black flying fox) is the source of this 318-nucleotide messenger RNA. RefSeq names its product testis-expressed protein 54-like. The coding region runs from base 1 to 318 and encodes 105 amino acids. The transcript has 2 exons. NCBI's taxonomy places the organism in Eukaryota, Metazoa, Chordata, Mammalia, Chiroptera, Pteropodidae. The record is from RefSeq and is a predicted model, not a curated record.
AUGGGUUGCUGCCAAGACAAGGACUGCCACACCUGCAAUGAGGAGGCCAAGGAGGCCGAAUUGGAGGAAGUCAAGGAGGAAGACACGGACGUCGACAUCGACGGCGAAGGGACUGAUGUGGACUCGACAAACCACCGAAAUCUCAAGUCUAACGAAAGCCUGUUGAUCACUGUACUGUGGCGGCGGCUAUCCAUGUUCAGCCGUCGGGGCUCCACACGAUCAAACAAGAGGAGACAAUCAAUCCAGAUUCAAAAGCAAGGGCGUAUGCUCCCGGAGAACAACUCGGAGGGGAUCCUGGAGGAGCCGGAGAAGGGGUGA